Molecule: messenger RNA, 778 nt
Organism: Hibiscus syriacus
Lineage: Eukaryota; Viridiplantae; Streptophyta; Magnoliopsida; Malvales; Malvaceae
Product: endo-1,3;1,4-beta-D-glucanase-like
Exons: 7
Coding region: 21-737 (238 amino acids)
Molecular function (GO): hydrolase activity
Source: RefSeq, a predicted model, not a curated record
AGAGAAGAGAAAAAAGAACCAUGUCAGGCCCUCAGUGCUGUUCAAGCCCACCAACACUCGACGCUGCAAGUGGAGCUGGUCACGUCGAGAACCUUGCCGGCUUCAACACUUAUGUCUCUGGAUCCCUCCAAUCCAAGCUUGCUGUUCUUCUUGUCUCUGAUGUUUUCGGAUAUGAGGCUCCAAACUUGAGAAAGCUCGCAGACAAGGUUGCCGCUGCUGGGUUCUAUGUGGUGGUUCCCGACUUCUUUUAUGGAGAUCCCUACUUCAGUGACAAGCCUGAUAGACCUUUAACUGCUUGGAUAAAGGAUCAUGAACCUGUUAAAGGUUUUGAGGAUGCAAAGCCAAUAAUUGAUGCUUUGAAAAGUAAAGGGGUUUCAUCAAUUGGAGCUGCUGGGUUCUGUUGGGGUGCUAAAGUUGUGGUUGAACUGUCAAAGGUUGCCCUUAUCCAAGCAGUUGUGAUGUUACAUCCUUCCUUUGUGACAGUGGAUGAUAUCAAGGGCUUGAAGGUGCCUAUUGCAAUAUUGGGAGCUGAGAUUGACAAAAUGUCUCCCCCAGAACUUGUAGAACAGUUUGGUGAAAUCUUAAAAGCCAAUGAGGUUGAUAGCUUUGUGAAGAUAUUUCCUAAAUGUUCUCAUGGAUGGACGGUCAGAUACGAUGCCAAUGAUCCAACAGCUGCGGCCUGCGCUAACGAAGCUCAUAAAGAUAUGCUGGAUUGGUUCACCAAAUACGCCAAGUGAGGAAAAUAUCCUAUGAAGAUGGAGUUUACGCGCAUUGUCUA